AAGUUUGUCCAAAUUCAAUGGGGCCUAAGCCUCGGUGGUCCGGUCCUCUCACUGUCUGGUUUGCUGCUUCCAUCGAGAAAUUGCUUGCUUCUCGCAAAUCCCACCCUUCCAAGGCUCUUCAAAAUAAAACUAUAAUCCUCAUUAAAACAUGGAAGGUGAAUUACACCUUCUCCACUGCAUCUUCUCAAAUCCAAGAUGCAAGUCUAUCUUGCAUAAUACUUGUUAUUAAACUAUUGCCUUGAUAAAAGAAAAACAAAAGUAAUCGUACCAAAGCUCUCCCUUUCGCUCGCUAGCAGCAAUGGAAGAAGCAAAGCAUCUUCUUUUACACUGAUGCCUCUCCCUGCGUUUUUCAGUUAGCGAAACCUUUCCUACCAGGCUCCUCAACCCAUACUUGGCAGCCUGUCAUGACUAGUGAUGAUACAACCACUCCAAGUUAUUGGUUGAACUGGAGAUUCUUCCUCUGCUCACUAUGGAUUCUUACUGCAAUGGUUCUGGCAACAAUUCUAAUAUGGAAAUAUGAAGGUUUCAACAAAUCAAGAUCUGACAGGAGAGAGAACCAACGACAAACAGUGUGGUCUUUGUAUGAAGAUGAAACCUGGAAGACGUGUCUCAAAGGAAUCCAUCCUGCCUGGCUGCUUACUUACAGAAUGAUGUCAUUUGUUGUGCUUCUGGCAUUGCUUAUUGCUGAUGUUGCUGUUGCUGGAGGUGGCAUUUUCUACUUUUAUACUCAGUGGACAUUUGUUUUGGUCACGAUCUAUUUUGGGCUUGGGUCUUCACUCUCCAUUUAUGGAUGUUGCAAGAACAACAAAGUUGAUGGAAAUGCGGUUUAUCAAGCAAAUUUAGAUGCUGAACAAGGAUCCUAUAUAGCUCCCACACUAGGGGAGAGCUUAGAUAUGUCCAAUAUGUUCAAGACUUCAUAUACUCAUGAAGAACCUCAUGCUCACCAUACUGCAGGUGUAUGGGGGUUUAUCUUUCAAAUAAUUUUUCAGAUGUGUGCCGGUGCUGUGACACUCACUGAUUGCAUAUUUUGGCUCAUUCUUUAUCCCUUUCUAACUGCCAAAGAAUAUGAUCUGGAUUUUUACAUUGUUAGUAUGCACUCAAUCAAUGUCGUUCUCCUCCUUGGUGACACAGUUCUAAAUUGCUUGCGAUUUCCAAUGUUUCGGAUUGCAUACUUUAUGCUAUGGACAGCUAUAUUUGUCAUUUUUCAAUGGGUCGUUCAUGCUUGCGUUUCCAUCUGGUGGCCAUAUCCAUUUCUCGACUUGUCAUCUCCUUAUUCUCCCUUAUGGUACCUUGGAGUGGGUUUGAUGCAUAUACCGUGCUAUGGCAUCUUUGCUUUAAUUGUUAGGUCGAAGCACAUAUUGCUGUCAAAAUGAUUCCCCGAUUCUUCUCGGACCCUGAGGUGAGGAAGUAGAUCAGGCUUUACACUGCCUUCAAUUGACCAUGUCACUAGCGCCCUAGUUAACCAUAGAACAAGGGCCAACACCACUAAGUCACACCAUUUCAUUAGUAGUUCCAGCUUCUUACUCUGGAUGAGUUUCUGCAGAGCUCAUUGCACUUUACAUCUGGAAACUAUGGGAAAGAAAUCGGUACAUAAAUUGUUGACAGCCGGUGGGCCUUAUUUUUUUUCCCGGAUACAGUUCAUCAGGCAUCCUGUGUUUUGUCUCCACCAGAAGGGUAAUUGUGCUAAAUAUGUUUGUGCUUGCAUAAAUUAUCACCAAGUCAUUGUAAAUUUUUUACUUAAACUCAAUUGGUUUUUCAUGUUUGGACCUUGCAAGUUGUGAACACUUAUUUUGAAUCAAAAUGUGGGUUUUUUU
Molecule: messenger RNA, 1814 nt
Organism: Juglans microcarpa x Juglans regia
Lineage: Eukaryota; Viridiplantae; Streptophyta; Magnoliopsida; Fagales; Juglandaceae
Exons: 9
Coding region: 405-1373 (322 amino acids)
Cellular component (GO): membrane
Source: RefSeq, a predicted model, not a curated record